AAGCUGCACACAGAGACGUCUGCGCCUGGAGCAUCGCAUUCAUCUGUGACAAAAGUAUUUAGUAAAAUGGACAAACUUAGUUGCCGUAGUGAGGGUCUGGUCUCUGCACGGUGAUUGGUUGCUGACUGUCACGGGACGGAGUGCAGGGAUUUCAUUUCUGUGGUGAAAAAAAAGCCUCUUCCUGAAUUACACAGACGGGAUUAAAGAUGGCUGGCCACAGAUUGGUACUGGUGCUUGGAGACCUUCACAUCCCCCAUCGAUGCAACGCUCUGCCAGCCAAGUUCAAGAAGCUGCUGGUCCCAGGGAAGAUCCAGCACAUCCUCUGCACCGGUAACCUCUGCACCAAGGAGAGCUACGACUAUCUCAAGACGCUGGCCGGGGACGUCCACAUUGUCAGAGGAGACUUUGACGAGAACUUGAACUACCCAGAGCAGAAGGUGGUGACGGUGGGCCAGUUUAAGAUCGGAUUGAUUCACGGGCACCAGGUCAUUCCCUGGGGAGACCUGGCCAGCCUGGCUCUAUUACAGAGGCAGCUGGAUGUGGACAUUCUCAUUUCUGGACACACCCACAAAUUCGAGGCCUUUGAAAACGAGAACAAAUUCUACAUCAACCCAGGAUCUGCCACAGGGGCUUACAGUGCGCUGGAAAGCAACAUCAUCCCGUCGUUUGUAUUGAUGGAUAUCCAGGCGUCGACCGUUGUAACGUAUGUGUACCAGCUCAUUGGGGACGAUGUCAAAGUGGAAAGAAUCGAGUACAAGAAGCUGUAAAGAAGGCGCGGUGAUGGGUCCCUUUGUACUGUCUCAUUCCUUUCAUCUUGCAGCUCAACCACCGAGUUUCAACGCUACAACUGUAUUAUACAUGUUUUGCUAACAUUAAAAAAAGAUAUAUAAAUAUUCACUGUCAUUUUUAUUUAGCAGCAGAGUGCUGCUGUUAGUUUGUUUGAAGAAUUGUACAAUAAUGCAACAUGGUUUGUUUGAAAAAAAAAGUUUAGUCAUGUAAAUAUUCUCUUAAAUCCCAUUAUUAACUACUGGAAAGAUAUCGUUUAGAAAUGCCGCAUGGAACAUUAGAGGACUUCAUUUGCCCCAAUGUACUGAUGUUGUAAUAAAACUUCAUUCGUGUUUGA
Molecule: messenger RNA, 1123 nt
Organism: Acipenser ruthenus (sterlet)
Lineage: Eukaryota; Metazoa; Chordata; Actinopteri; Acipenseriformes; Acipenseridae
Product: vacuolar protein sorting-associated protein 29
Exons: 5
Coding region: 207-767 (186 amino acids)
Biological process (GO): retrograde transport, endosome to Golgi; intracellular protein transport
Cellular component (GO): endosome; retromer complex
Source: RefSeq, a predicted model, not a curated record